This is a messenger RNA of Symbiodinium pilosum, 465 nucleotides long. The record is from the annotation of a GenBank genome assembly. Lineage: Eukaryota; Dinophyceae; Suessiales; Symbiodiniaceae.
AUGGAUUAUGAGCCCGAUGGGACCCAAGAGCUGCUGAUUGAUUCGGCGCAGGAAAGAACUGCCCGACGUACCGAACACUUGCUGCUGGCAGCGAGGCUGUUGUUUUUCUUUUUCCACGGCCUCCUCAUCAUCUCAGCUUCCAUGGGCUUUGAGGAGGUUUCAUGGUGGCUGAUUUUCACUCCUGCAUGGUUAGGAGAUACGGUAUGCGUUGUGCUUGUGAUCCUUUCCUGGUUUGGCUCUUGCCCGUACGUACAAUCGUGCCUACAAGAGCGACAGGCACGGCUUGGAGACGCAAAUCCGAGCAUCCUCACCGACAUCCUGCCAGACAUAGUUAUGGGUGUCCUGUCCCUUGUCUACAUGCUUCUCGCUGUCCUUGCCGAGCUCCUGCUUUGCAGGCCAGUCUUACGUCUGUCACAGCGGUUGGUUGCUGAUGGUAGGCCUGCGCUAGGUAUCUCAGUGAGUUGA